This is a messenger RNA of Coregonus sp. 'balchen', 1497 nucleotides long. Lineage: Eukaryota; Metazoa; Chordata; Actinopteri; Salmoniformes; Salmonidae. The record is from the annotation of a GenBank genome assembly.
GGGGAAGCUCGUUCCACCAUUGGGGUGCCAGGACAGAGAAGAGCCAAGAUAAAUAGACUGAUUCCCAUAUGCAAUGUGUUGUUAAUCUAAUCAAAUUGACAUGCCACAUUCUCACUCAUGUCCUUAUGUAUCAGGGAUGCCGAGGAUGCAGUCUAUGGGAGGAAUGGUUAUGGAUUUGGAGACUGCAAGCUUCGCGUUGAGCACCCUCGCUCUGCCUCCUCUAAAUUCAACGGUUCUAUGGGUGGUAGUGGUCGAGGGAAUGGGGAAGGAGGUCCCGGUGGUCCUAAAGGGAGGUUUGGGCCUCCUACUCGGAGAUCAGAGUUCAGAGUUAUUGUGACUGGUAAGUGGAUAAAGUCUGUGCUUUGUUUAUUCAGAGCUCAUCUCUUCCUUCCAUUUACAGCAGUAGGUUAGAUGUACCCUGGUAUUGUUGGGCGUUGCCUAUAAAGGCCAAACUGCUCAAUGGUUUGGUCUCUGUUCCCACAGGCCUGCCUCCGACUGGGAGCUGGCAAGACUUGAAAGAUCACAUGAGGGAGGCUGGAGAUGUUUGUUUCACAGAUGUUCAGCGGGAUGGGGAAGGGGUGGUGGAGUUCCUGCGCAGAGAGGACAUGGAGUAUGCCGUGCGGCGCCUGGACAGGACAGAGUUCAGAUCACACCAGGUAACUUAACACUCAGAUCCUCAGCUCUACAGUGUUUAAGAAAUAAUGCUUUUUCAGGACAUUCUCUGACAUGACGGACAUCUUUCAGGGGGAGACUUCAUCUAUCCGGGUCCAUGGAGAGAUGGGGGCCAGCAGAGGACGCUCGCGGUCCCGUUCCAGAUCCAGAUCCAGGGGACGGUACUCACCCGCUUAUCAAGGUCGCGGCUCUCCACCCCCUCGUUAUCAGUCGCCCCCUGCUCGCAGAUUGUCUCGCCAUAGCCCCCCUCCACGUCGUCCCCCUGCAGCACACCGUAGCCCACCAAGCCGCAGCCCACCCAGCCGCAGCCCACCCCCCCGUCACUACCGAUAGUCUACCUACAGGAGGGAGCCAAGACUGGUGAUUACUUUCUUUUGUGUUGCUUUUUGUUUAAGUCUGUCAUGUGCAUUCCACUAUGAGGACUGUCUCCAGAGGACUUUUUAAAUAGUGUAGACAGAGCAGAUGGGCAGAUCUGCAUUUGCCUCACAUUCUCAUUGAUUCAUUCUCAGACCUAGGAUAUGGCUGGUUAGGGAUAUGUGUGAAGGAGACUGCAUGCUAGAGGGUACAACAUAAUACAGCUCUUUUAUGUAGUGUUUUUUUAAAUCUUGUUUCUUUAAGAGCCUGUCUAGACUGCCCUGCCUUGUGGAUGGUUGCCUCGCAAAAGUGUGUAUGCUGGUCUCCAUUUUGUUCCUCUUAUUUUACGUGAGAAUGAAAUUAUUUGUAUGUCUCCUGCCCCCAUUCUCGAAAUAAUCUUUGUAUCUCAUAACAGCUUUGUAAAAAAACAAGUGUUAUUUUUUUCAAAUAAAGUGAGGACUCUUAGUAGAA